GCACGAAUGAACGAAUGAAUGGGUCGUCAGCACAUGCACCGUAGACAUGCAGGCAAAUCCAUACACUCAGUCCGUCAAAGAAUGGCAUGUGACUACUUACUACUUUGAGAGAGCGGUUGGGCCUCUGCUCUGCUCUGUGCGAUCACCUCAACACAUCCACUACCUAAACCACACCAACACAGACACACAGGAAACAGUGAGGGUAUCACCGUCAGUCACGAGUGCCCUGCUCUUUUGCAUACCUGCUGCGCCCGUGGUGUCUUCGACGUUAGGUAUGGUCAGCCGGUGGAAAUCUGCACAUCCAUCCAUCCAUCCACAGACACGCGGAUCGACACUUCCACACAGAUGAGUGUGUGGUGACGGCCACCCACCUGCCAGAUUUCCAUCUCAUCGCACGUGAAGGUCUCGGACUUCGCCAAUGUGCCGUUGCCCGUGCUGUCCCUCCGUCCCCUGUACCCCUCCGAAAGGCACUCCUUAUUGAUGCCCUGGUGGCACCGACUGAGGUCGGCCGCCGGACCAGGCUGGCCCCACCCCAACCACAGGUGCCCGCAAGCGAUGCCACCCAUGGCCACUUUCGCACGGUAGUCCAUAUUGUGGGCCUUCACCACCCCCUGUGUGCCGGCCACCCCCACCGACUGCCUCCUCUCGGGCAGCUCGAUCUUCGUCGGCGUCUCGUACGCACCCGACAGUGCAUAGAAGAAGACGGGCGCCUUGUAGAUGUUGGCCUUCGUGGGGUCCUUGGGCGGGUCGAGUGGGCUGUCGAUGAAGCAGCCAAAUCGGUGUGCGUCGCCAUCUCGGAGGGCAAAGAGGAGGCCGCUCUUGCCCGCCACGCACUCGAGCAUCUUAGGGAAGGCAUACGUGUCGCGACUACCCCUGACGGACGACACACAACACACACACAGAGACCCGAAGGCAGAUCUUUCAGGGCCCCCUCGUUGCUGUCUGUGUGUGUGGCUCGCUGACUUGUAUACGAGUGACGGCAUUGGUGAGGUCUUGCCCGUCAUCUUGAGCAGCUCCGCCAUCUCGUCGUCAGUCUCGAUGACGAAGCCGCCCCCCGCCACGCCGCUGAAGAAGGGCUCGUACUUCAGCCCAUACAUCUCAGUGUCGCCCUGUAUCUGCCUGCAGUUGCUCGCCGUCGGUGACUUGACGAUGCUGCCGGGCGGUGCGCACCGCCGUCUGCGGGCGAAGUCGAUCACCUUCAUGAGAUGGUUGGGGCGGAUGCACGACACACUCGAACCGCUGCAAGGAGGAUGGGAAGGACGUACUUAUGACGAUUGUCCCUUUGGCUCGCUUGUGGUGUGUUGCCCACCUGUGGAAGGUUGUGUAGAGUCGUUUGUCGCGGCCAACACGCGCCAGUGUGGCCGCAGUGGUCGACACUGUCUUGUCCAGGACGCGCACACUCCUUAUCUCGUCCACCCCUCCUCCCUGCCCCCCCUCCUCAGUGGCCAGCAGCGGCUUGACGGUCUUGUGGAAGUUGGCCAGGCCGCGCUGCACCUCGCCCAGCCGCCCCACUGACGCAUCCAGGCUUGCAGUGCUGCUCUUGACUGUCGCCAUGUGGUCGCCCUCCUCACCCUCCUUUCCCUCAUCUUCAUCGUCUUCCUCGCCCUCCUCGCCCUCCUCCUCCUCGCUCUCCAGCUCCAGUGCAUCGAGUUGCAUGUGGUCGUCAUCGUUGGUGUGCGCGGCCGUUUCCGCGGGUGCGUCGAUGUCGAGGCCGGUCUUGGUUGUGAAGAGGAGAUGGUGCCAGAAGAGGGAUGAGCUGUCGGUGUCGUGUGGAGGGGUCAGGAGGAUCUCGUGGCUCUCGCCCUGGGCGUCAGCAGCACCGACACCGGUGACCUCGUCACGCAACCCGGUGAAUGAAAGAACAGGCAACGCACAGCAUGCAUUCGGCUAAUUCUAUGUGAGUUCAUCUACCCUCUCCCCCCACUCUCGACCCACCAUUCCAUAUACACUGGAUCAGCGUUGAGGAAUGGCCGGCCCUCUGCGUCCUUGGGCAGCCCAUCCAGAUGGUACAGCAGCAGGUAUGCGAUGAUGCUCUCACUCACGCCGGGCAGCAGCAGAGGCUUGCGCGGCACACACAGCACCGUCCCGCCCACAUUGAUCUCGAUCUCCCCAUCCAGUCGCCCCGUCACCAUCAGCUGCCCUCCAUUCCUCGUGAUUAGGUCCUUGAUCGUCUUGGCUUGCUGCCGCAGCUUCUUGCGCAUCUGUUUGGCUGAUUUCUGUAUGGCGGCGAGUGCCUCAUCGGCCUCCUGCAGCUCUCUAUCAAUGGUCGGGCGACAGAUGGACGGGAGGGGCUCAAAGUCAUCGCUGCCGUCCGCAGGCGACUCGGGCGACUCCUGCGCCUUGCGCUUCUUCGCAAACAUGGUGAACUUAAACGCGCCGAAGGAGAAGGUCACCGGCGGGAGCGG
This is a messenger RNA of Vitrella brassicaformis, 2405 nucleotides long. The record is from the annotation of a GenBank genome assembly. NCBI's taxonomy places the organism in Eukaryota, Vitrellaceae.